AAUUUUUCUACCAAGACAAAUGCUUUCAAAAUGUCGAAGCGCUGGAAGGCGUUUGACUAUGUUCUCAAGCCCAAGGAUCAACAACAGAGCUCUUUUUACAGCACUUUCCUCUCACCGUAUAUCGAACUCAGUAAAAAUGAGAUCUCUGCUAAACAUUGGGCUGAGGACGUUUUGAUCUGCUACUUACAAGCCCCAAAAUUUAUCAAGAGAGAAAGUAGAAUUAUUACGGAUCCUCCAGAUGAAUCAUGAGAAGGAUCCUAGUAACUUCAGAACUGCUUACAAAUACUUCAAAGAACUAAACAGAGUUGGUAUGCAUCAAAGUGUGAUCCGUCUCUACCAUAAGUAUGAAUACGAAGAGAAAGACAAGAAGAUUCUUCUUGAAUACGAAUACGCUGUUGAUCACAUAGACCAUAUUAAAGGAAUGGUAAUGUCUUCUCAGUUGAAUUCUGAAAGCGAGGAUAAGUCCAGACCACAAUCUGUAGGUAAGUACAUCUUCAAGAAGACAAUGCAGUUCUUGUUGAGAUGUUCUUACUUAUUCAUGCUGGUUUUCCUAAUGACCAUGAUUGUGAAGAAUGUGACAUCCAAAUCUCUGCUUGAUAUGUACAACUUUGAGAUCAAAAAGGCAGAAAAUAUCAGUCAAAGACUUGAUGAUGUCAAAGGAAUCGACGAGAUUAAAGAGGAGGUAGAAAAUGUUAUCAAAAUGGUUAAAAACCCACAGAAAUAUAUUGAAUGUGGAGCAAAGCUCCAUAAAGGAAUCCUAUUGUUUGGCCAACCAGGAACUGGAAAGACUCUUUUAGCUAGAGCAAUUGCUGGAGAAGCCGCUACUAAUUUUAUUUUCUGUACUGGUUCAGACUUUGACGAAAUGUUUGUAGGUGUUGGAGCAAAGAGAGUCAGAGAGCUCUUUGAGAAAGCCAAAAAGAACACCCCUUGCAUCAUAUUUAUUGAUGAAAUUGACUCCUUACUUAGUAAAAGUAGAAGAUUUGGAACUGAAGGCUCCUCAAGUAGAGCAACUAUUAACCAACUUUUGGCUGAAAUGGAUGGAUUUGAAGUCAACGAUAAUGUCUUAGUAAUCGGUGCUACAAACCACGAAGACAUCCUUGAUCCAGCUGCAGUAAGGCCAGGAAGAUUUGAUAAAAAGAUCCAUGUACCUCAGCCCGAUGUAAACGGGAGGACUGAUAUUUUUAAGUUCUUCUUGAACAAAAUUCCUGUUAAUAAAGAAAUAACUGCCAGGAAUCUUGCUCAGAUGACUCCAGGGUUUACUGGAGCAGAAAUUGAAAAUCUAGUAAAUACUGCCAUCUCUGAAGCUGUUCAUAACAAUAAAGAUGAAGCUGAUAAAACUGAUUUUGAAUAUGCAAGAGAUAGAAUUAUGAUGGGAAUCGAAAGAAAAAAACUUUCAAUGACUGAGAAGGAUCGACUAAACACAGCCAUCCAUGAGUCUGGCCAUGCUAUUGCAUGAUACUUCACCCCAGGAGCUAGGAAGCUCUAUAAGGCCACGAUUGUAGCAAGAGGAGGUGCCCUCGGAGCUACCUUUAUGAUCCCUGAUGAGAAUGAAAUGCAUGGUAUGACCAAAGAGAAUGUUCUUGCUCAUAUAGAUGUCGCAAUGGGUGGCCAUGUUGCAGAACGGAUCUUCUUAGGAAAGAAAAGCAUUACCAGUGGCUGCGGUAGCGAUCUCAAGGGAGCAACAGACAUUGCUUACCAAGCAGUCAGAAAAUUUGGUAUGUUUGGCGAUGAAGUUGGAUAUAUCGACUCAUCAAAAGAUGAUGCAUCUGAGAAAUACAAUUCAAUGAUUGAUAAAGCAGUCAAGAAAAUUUUGGAUGAGUCGUAUGAUCGUGUUGUCAAACUUCUUCAAAGCAGAGAAAAAGAGAUUAGAGAACUCUCCAAGAACUUAUACUGGUUUGACUACCUGGAUGCUGAAGAGAUGGAUUCAAUUAUCAGAGGAAAGAAGUUAAACAAACAGAAAGUACGUAAUUGGGAAGGCAAAUCCCAUGCAUUCAAAUUCUAA
Molecule: messenger RNA, 2002 nt
Organism: Moneuplotes crassus
Lineage: Eukaryota; Ciliophora; Spirotrichea; Euplotida; Euplotidae
Source: the annotation of a GenBank genome assembly